AUGUCUGAAAAACCUAAACAACUAACGAAGAAGCAACAGAAGGCCUUAGAGUUCAGAAAAACUAAAGAAGAAAAGGAACAAGAGUCCCAGAAAAGAACUAAUGAAGAAUUAAAUCCAUCUACUAAUGACCCACCAAAGAAGAAAAGAAAGACACGUAGAGGCCGUAAGGGUAAAGGAAGAAGAGAUGAUAGCUCCAGGGCAAAUAGAUUUCUUAUUUUCGUUGGUGGGUUACCUCGAGAUGUCACUUCAACUGAAUUACAAGCACAUUUCAAGUCAAGUGCCCCAGACCAAAUUAGAAUAAGGCAGGAUAAAGGUAUUGCCUUUUUAGAGUUUGAUGGUGAUAAAGAUCCUAAGACAAUUCAAAGACGUAUGGACGUUGCUUUGUUACAACACAGAACGUCUAUUAGAGAUAAAAAGAUAAAUGUAGAGCUAACCGUUGGUGGUGGUGGUAACAGUCAACAGAGAUUAGAGAAAUUGAAGAAUAAAAAUUUGAAAUUUGAAGAAGAACGUCGGGAGAGACUGACAAAACUAAUCAAAGAAGGUGGAUUGAAAAAACCAGAAAGUGGGUCCACAUCCACCGCAACUACUGCACAAGGCCUUCACCCAGACAGAGCCAAAUUACUACAAUAG
Molecule: messenger RNA, 630 nt
Organism: Kazachstania africana CBS 2517
Lineage: Eukaryota; Fungi; Ascomycota; Saccharomycetes; Saccharomycetales; Saccharomycetaceae
Gene: NOP6
Product: Nop6p
Exons: 1
Coding region: 1-630 (209 amino acids)
Molecular function (GO): RNA binding
Source: RefSeq, a predicted model, not a curated record